Gongylonema pulchrum is the source of this 524-nucleotide messenger RNA. Lineage: Eukaryota; Metazoa; Nematoda; Chromadorea; Rhabditida; Gongylonematidae. The record is from the annotation of a GenBank genome assembly.
AUGGCGAAGCAUCAGAAGAGUUUCCAGGACGCUGCUUGGGAGCUUUUCGGCGUGUUUUGUCCAGAAAGAGCUCAGAGCAGUGAAGCAUCGGAUCAGGCAGUUAGGAAAACAGUAGAAAGUUAUCUGUCCAGUUUGCCUCCGGAGGAGAAGAAACGUUUUCUGGAAGAGGCAAAGAAACGCGCUUGCAAAGCUCCGAAACAUACGAGCGGUGGUAGCCAAAGUUUAACCGAGAGCGAUGAAGACGAUCAGGUGGCACCGGGGCUAACAGGAUGUAGCAUGCGAGCAGUACCAGCAGAGCUGCGUCAGCUUCUUCUUGGAAGGAGUCAUCUGUUGCCACAGUUAGAGGACUACAAUGAAGCGCAGAAAAUUCAUUUGAAGUAUCCGGCAGAACUGAGGACUCUUGUGCAGAUACGAACAAAACGAAGAAUGAAUGCCGAGACUAACAGCUUCGUCAAUAUCGGUUUACCAUUUCUCUUCCGAGGAAAUCAUUCCCCGUUGCUCUCAUACCAAGGGUUUGUUUGACU